Closterium sp. Naga37s-1 is the source of this 3690-nucleotide messenger RNA. Lineage: Eukaryota; Viridiplantae; Streptophyta; Zygnematophyceae; Desmidiales; Closteriaceae. The record is from the annotation of a GenBank genome assembly.
AUGCAGAAAGUGCCGGGCACAGUGUCGGACGGGCAUGUCGGUGCCGGCGUGCUUUCCGCGACGUCGUUCGGGUGGGUAGCGAAACAGAUCGACCAUCUGACAGGCGAGAAGGGUCGUAGUGGGGUGAGCAUCGAGAGCGUCGGGAUGAAGGGGCUGAAGGCUUUGCGCGACAGCAUGGUUGAGUACGUCGGCAAGGUCAUUGCCGUAAAACGCACCGCGGCGCCGACUUCUCAAGCCGCCGGACCCGCCGACAGUGCCAUUGAUGACGACGGCGCGGAAGGACAGAAGGCGCCCCAAGGUGCAGUUGCCGCCCAGCAUCAGGGGAACGCGAGGGUGCAUGGGGAAGGUGGAAACGGUGGAGGAGGCGACGCAGAGGCAGGUGCAGGAAGGUUGGAAAUGGAGAAGUCGUCAUCGUCGUCUGAGUCGGAGUCGGAGUCGGAGGAGGAAGACGAGGCGGUGAAGCGUAAGGAUGAGGACGAGGAGGAGGAGGAGGAGGAGGAGGAUGAGGAGGAGGAGGAGGAGGAGGAGGAGGAGGAGGAGGAGAAUAAGGACGAGAAUGGUGAGAAGUGGGAGGGAGGGAAAGAUGAGGAGGGGGGGGAUGAAGAGGUGGAGCUCGUGGUGGAGUAUGUAGAGGGUACGGUUGAGGCGGGAGCGGCGGAAGAGGCGGUGGGGUCGGCAGAUCAGGGGAAUGAGGAAGAGAAGGAUGACGGCGCGGGAAAUGCUACGAGGUCGGCAGAUGUGGGGAAGGAGAAGGGCGAGGUCGGCGUGGAGGCAACGACGGGAAAUGGGCAGGAUGAGGCGGCCUGCGAGGGAGGUGGGAAGGUGUCGGUCGACGCCGGCGAAGGGGCGAACAACGCGGGCGUGCAGGAGACCGGGGAAGCACCUGGUCGGCAGGGCCCUGAACUGGACGACGUUGAGGAGCUGCGACGGGAGAACUGGUUGUUGCGGGCGGAGAACGCUCGGCUGGCGACGUUGCUCGAUGCGGAGCGGGCUCGGCUGGACAGGUUUUUAGUUGGGGUCAGUGGACUCGUCGACCAUGUUAAAGGGUUGGCCGAGCAGGUCGACGACACCGAGAAGUAUGCCGCGGAACAGCUGCGAAACGCAACGGAGGCCAUGUCGAAGACCAUCACGGGCAACAUCACCGGCAGCUUUGACGAAGCGUGGAAGUCGAUGAAGACAUUCGCGGAACAGGCGACGGAGUGGUUGGAGGACUUCGACAAUCCGGAGGGUCGUGUCGCGUAUGCACGGACGUUAGCGGUCUCCGCCUUGGCCGAACACGUAGAUUCGGUGGUGGGCGAUGCGAAGAAGGGGUUGGAAGAGUACGUCUCGAACCACCUUGCCUCCGCGCAGGUCAACAUCGCCACCGCUGUGACCGCCAGGCUCGCCGUGCCGCCGCCGCCACCGCCUCAUCCCACGCCGCCCGCCAUCCCGGAAGAGCUUUUGAAGUCGUUCAAGGCCGACAUCAUGAAGGCGGUGACGGAGGCCACCCAGCAGUCUUUCGUUGCUUCCGGGAUGAAGAUGAUGACAGAGAUGAUCGGCACUGUGGCGCCAGGUCGACGUGGGUCGUCGCCUUCGGCCAAUGACGCCGAUAACGCGCAAAGAAAAACGGCCGAGAAGCAGGGCCAUAAGAGGACGGGCGACGGAGACGACAAGGAGAGCUCGAAGCGGAGCAAGGGAGCGGACGGUAGCCGCGGGUCGAAGCCUGCGCAACAGAGCGUGGUCGACCAGCUGAAGACGAAGGCGGGGUGGAAGGUGGUAAGGACGUCGCACAGCAAGGGAGGCGGAAGCGGGGGAGCAGAGGGUGGCCCUGCCGACGGGGUUGCCGCUAACGUAGCUGCUCCGACUGGCCCGCCUUUGGUCGCCGAGCAGACCCAUCCUCAGGCGAGCGGUGGGAAAGGCGUGACCGACAAGGAGGUGCCAACUACUCAGGCGGCGAAUGAUGGCGACUCCGGAACCACCAAGGGACCGUCCGUCGCGGCGGCGGCCAAGCCUGCUUCUGCUACGGUUGCCGGCACCACCAAGUCGAGUCCCCGUAACCCCCUUGCGGCUACCAGCGCGCCUGCCGGCCAGUCAGGUGCGAACAAAGAUGGGGAGGCUGCUCCAGCUCCAGCAGCCCCGGCUGCCGCCAAGGGCGUCGCGAAGGCUGCUUCGGCUAAGGGUGAUGCCGUGGCAUCAGCUAAGGCCCCCCCCGGUGGUACCGCGCUCAGGGAGAUGCUCCGCCGCAUGGAGGCACAUAGCAGGGACGUGCAGCAGCAUCCCGUGGUCGACGCCGGCCUUCCUGGAACAGCACGUCGCUCCGUCACUACGCAGGUUGCCGGCAAGUCGUCCGGUGCCCCACCUGCCGCGCCUCCGGUGGCCGCCCCACCGCCUGCGGACCCCAAGUCCGCUUUUCUUCGCGCCCAUUUAGGCGCACGCAAAGCGGCUACUCCGUCAGUGACCCUGCCGGAACUCGGCAAAAGCGCGACGCCGACGUCGGUAAACGCGACCGCACCCACACCAGGUGCAUCUGUGGUCGAUGUGGCGGCGGAGAAGGGAGUGAGUGCAGCGCUCGCCACCGGCGGCCGCGCAGACAAGCAUGCCGACCUCGCUGUCGUCAUGGCCCAUUUUGAGGCAGCAAAGCGCCCCGAGCACGCCCCUGUUAUGGCCAUCAUGGACACGGCGCAUGCUGGCGACGGGCAAGGGUGGGUGGGCGAGAUUAAGGUAAACGGACAGAAUCGGUACAUCGGCAAGUCGAGGGAGAAGAUGGAGCUGGCCUACGAGCACGCGAUUGCGUUCGUCGUCUACGACGGCUACGUGAGCAAGGUGCUCAUGAAGGAGCUCACCGUCUUGAAGCCGGGGGAGUUGGAUAAAUGGAAGGAGGUGUGGGCGGAGGUCAAGUUCUUGCCGACGGGGAUGUGGACGGUGAUGUGGGCAAGAGGCUUGUGCCAUCCGAGAGCACGGUUCGACGACAUACUCGGCAGGAAAUGUGGGUACGCGAGUUCGGGUGAUGCGCUUCAUGACGUGCUCUGGCCGGCGAUCUGGUUCCCCAUCAUCGAGGACACGGAGGAAGGCAAGGAAGAGACGGACGCUCUCAUGUCGGCGAUGGUAAAUCGCGUGUCGAUGUGCGCGGCGUAUGGGAAGGUCGCGGCGAGCGCGGCGUUUGGGAAGGUCGAUGCGAGCGUGGAGGGGAAGGCGGACGAGAAGACGGAGAUGGGGGCCCAGGCGUUAGCGGCAUCGGCAUGCGCCAUCUGGUGCUUCUUGGAGACGGGGGCGUCGGUGCUCGGUGCUGUGGGCGAAGGGAAGGCGGCGGCGAUGGUGGCAGGUGCGGGGGAGGCGAGGGCCGAGGACUUCAAGGAGGUGAUGCACGCGGUGAUCGACAUAGCACGCAGUAGGCAGGCUCCCGCUGGGGAGGUUGCACAUAACGUCGCGCCAUCGCUGCAGAGCCAGGCAGUGGCCAGGGCCUUCGCGAAGGGAGUUGAGGAAGUCGAGGCCGACAUGAUCGCAAGAGCGACGGUCGAGACCUUGGCGUUCUGGGGAAUGUGCCCCGUCGCCGGGCCCAAGCUCAAAGCGCAGGGCAUCGAUGUGCCGUGUGACGCGAGGAUGGAGUACGAUAUGGAUCACAGGGGGAGGAAGGGGGAGAAGGUCAAGCAGAGCAAGGGCAGCAGCAAGAGGAAGAAGGGCAAGCAGGGCAAGGGCAGUACGGAUGCGUAG